Diplodia corticola is the source of this 765-nucleotide messenger RNA. Its product is annotated as phospholipase carboxylesterase superfamily protein. Gene Ontology annotation, biological process: protein depalmitoylation. Gene Ontology annotation, molecular function: carboxylic ester hydrolase activity; palmitoyl-(protein) hydrolase activity. The coding region runs from base 1 to 765 and encodes 254 amino acids. The record is from RefSeq and is a predicted model, not a curated record. The transcript is spliced from 2 exons. Gene Ontology annotation, cellular component: cytoplasm. Lineage: Eukaryota; Fungi; Ascomycota; Dothideomycetes; Botryosphaeriales; Botryosphaeriaceae.
AUGCCACCCGCCACGAAGCGCCUGCCCACCGCGCAGGACUUCCCCUCCACCAUCACCGUCACCGUAACCCCUCCACCCCCGUCGCACCCGCCCACCAACGUCCUCGUCCUCCUCCACGGCCUCGGCGACACCCACGCGCCCUUCGCGCGACUCGGCGCGCAAAUGGCGCUGCCCGAGACGUGCUGCGUCGCGGUGCGCGCGCCCGCGCCGCUGCCGUUCGACCUCGGCGGCUUCCACUGGGGCGACGACGUGCUGUUCGACGAGCGCACCGGCGACAUGGACCCGGACGCCGGCUUUGAGAAAUCCGCUACCCGCCUGCUGCUCGACGACGUCGUCCGCGGCGUGCUCGGGCAAAAGUGCGGCUACGCGCCGCGCGACGUCGUGCUCUUCGGCUUCGCGCAGGGCGGCAUGGCGGCCCUGCAGGUCGCGGCGCAGCUGGGCAAGACGCCGGGCGCGGAGCAGGAAGAGUUGGGCGGCGUCGUGAGCGUCGGCGGGGCGAUGCCGGCGGCCGCGUCGUUGGGGGAGGGAGGGAGGAAGUUCAAGACGCCUGUGCUGCUGUGCAAGGCGGCUCGCGGCUCGGGCGUGUCGGACGGCGCUGUGAGGCGGCUGAAGGAUAGCUUCGAGUUCGCCGAGGUCAAGGAGUGGAGGCGUGUCGGGGACGCCAUGCCUAGCAAUAGGGACGAGAUGAUGCCCAUCAUGCAGUUCUUCGCCAGGAGGCUGAAGAGCACCAGGGGCGUGCCCGAAGGCGCGGUGGAGAUUUCGUAG